CGACCGAGUGAGUUACAGCUGUGAGUACCCGGCUGCUUCAAGGAUGGCGCGCGCACUCACACGCCCGACCAGAGCCUGCGUGGCGACGGAUCUGAGCACUCUACGGACGUGGAGAAGAGAGCGCAUUUCGCGGGCAUCCCUUCCUCCUCCAGUCGUGCAGCUGCGCAGGCUAUCGCAGGGACACAACGUACAACGCGUGGGUGAGCGCGACAAGGACGCCGCCGGGGGUGUUACGUCCGUGCGUCACACGCGCAACGGCGGACGUCUCGGGCGGGGCGACAGCCCCUUGCAGCUGGCGACGCAGCACCGUGACGUGGGUAGAGAUGAGCGCGUGUCAGUUCUUUGGCGAUAGAUUCGCGCGAGUAACGUUGCGUUGCUCAAGUCCUACGUAGAGGCAAGCAACUGUACAAACGGUGUCGAUAUACACUGCGGUGCAUCCUACUCCAGCCGCCAAUGGACCACGGACGACCCACUUGCGCGAUGCCAACGUGCCAACUUGCGGUCAUGGCGAGCGCAGCUGGCAAAAUCGGCGGCAUCUGCUCGCGCGGAAGCAUCACCCAAGCGCGUUGAGAUCGUCCCAUCGUUCUCGUCGGCCCAUGGACAAGCAGCAUGCUGGAGUCAUGGAAGGAGAUAAUGGCCAAAAGCAUGUCUUGCUCGAGCCACCUCCGCUGGAUCAGCUGCACGGAGGACGACGCGUGUAGCAUCAGGCGCCCUCAUACAGUAUCUUUUUUCUCGGCUACUCGGUCGGAGCUACUGCCGUCCACAUUGCCGAAUGCCAACGCGACGUUGCUGGGUCCACGCACCUUGUUGGCGGAGUACCCGAGCGUCGUGACGGGUGCUGCAUGAAGACCAGGGUCAACUUGGUGCGAUGGGACCAUGUGCGGUCGAUCUCUCUCUGCGGGACAGAGCGCGGAACAGAAAACCGUCGAGUACUGGACAAGGGAAUUGAUGCUGGAUCGCGACGGUUCGCAGUGGAUCUUGGGACGCGACCAGCAUGGGCCCGAAGAAGGACAAGAAGAAGGGCAAGGAGAAGAAAGACGAGAGCGCCGACAAUGGCGGCGUGCUCACGCCCGAAGACCAAGUCAAGGUCCUCGGCUGCAUGAAUCGGUCGCUGCAGCAGCAGCUCGCCGACCGGCAAGAACUCGCUGUGAAAGCGCUCGAGGCGAAGCGCGAGCUCCAGACCCGCGUCGCGGACCUGCAGCGCGACUUUGAAACCGGGCGGAGCCAGACGUUUGGCAUCACGCAGGACAUGACGCGGCAGUACAAGAGCAUGCAGGAGGAGCUCCUCAACCGCAUCAACGCACUCGAAAACACCAACAUGGAGCUGCGCGACCAGCUCGAGCUCGCACGCGUCCACCUCGAAGAAGUCAAGCGGGAAAAGGACGGCGCGCUCGCCGGCAAGAACAACGAGAUCCAGGAGCUCAAGGCCAAGAUGGAGGAAAUGGCCGCCGAGUUUGGUGACAUGCUCAAGGAGACGCUCGACAAGAUGCGCGAGCGCAUCGAGAUCUCCAACACGAGCUACGACAACGAGUCCAACACGCCCAUGAUGCGCCGCUUGGAAGAGUUCAACCUCGGGAGCAGCUCGCCGUCGAAACCCCUCGUCAAGUGACGAGGCGCGAUGGUAAUAGGCAUUGCAGACAGGAUUACAUCGUGUUGCUGCCAUCGUCGUAACAGCAACCUUGGCACGUCGGUCACGCCCCGGGCACUGCAC
Saprolegnia diclina VS20 is the source of this 1711-nucleotide messenger RNA. RefSeq lists its product as hypothetical. Bases 995 to 1609 code for a protein of 204 amino acids. Lineage: Eukaryota; Oomycota; Saprolegniomycetes; Saprolegniales; Saprolegniaceae. The record is from RefSeq and is a predicted model, not a curated record. The transcript has 3 exons.